Molecule: messenger RNA, 2170 nt
Organism: Cyprinodon variegatus (sheepshead minnow)
Lineage: Eukaryota; Metazoa; Chordata; Actinopteri; Cyprinodontiformes; Cyprinodontidae
Product: muscle M-line assembly protein unc-89-like
Exons: 9
Biological process (GO): positive regulation of T cell proliferation; immune response; cellular response to lipopolysaccharide
Cellular component (GO): external side of plasma membrane
Source: RefSeq, a predicted model, not a curated record
GGGGGCCCAGCCUGGCAGCGCUCUGAUGGCCCUCAGCAGCUUCUGUCCAGGAGGCAGUGGUUAUCAGAGAAUGAGGGACAAACCAACAGCUAUCAAACCUUGGACUCUGGAACCUGAGGAAUGCGGAGAGUCCAAGUUUGACCUGGAACCGAAUUCAACCAACUGGAACUGUCCGGGUUCUGGUCCUGAUCUGCUGGACCUGCUGCCAGAUUCUGGAUCCGGAGGAACCUUGAGAAGCUCCGAGAUGGUUCUGGUUCUGGUUCUGGUUCUGGUCGUGUCCCUGAAGGUCUCAGCUGUAGAGAAGUCAGAGGGGGAGUCCGUUCUGCUGCUAUGUGAGUUUCCUACAGAUGAACUGGACCAACCCACAGUGUUCUGGAGCCGCUCCGACCUCAGUCCUUCUGUGGUCCACCGGCGUUCAGCGAUCGAAGAUCAAUUGGAAGUGGAUCAACUGCAGGAUCAGAACCAGCUCUUCAGAGGCAGAACCUCCAUGCAACCGGAUGCUUUAAAAACUGGAGAUCUGAGCCUGAAUCUGACCAACCUGCAGGUUUCUGACUCUGGAACCUACACCUGCUCCAUCAGAACCUCCAGAGAAGAAUGGACUGUGACAGAAGGAGAACUGCUGGUUAAUGAACCUCCUGUCUGGCCAUGGGUUCUGCUUGGGUUUCUGAUCCCUGUAGUUCUGCUGGUUGGUCCAGCUGCUGUUUGGUACUACAGAUGGAAAAAGAAGCACACAGAAGUGCUUCAGUCUGAGAUAGUGGAGAUCAGAGAGGGGGUGAAGUCCGUCCUGCUGCCCCUAAAAGCCAACAGAACCUUUCCCCGGGAUGCCAGAGUGGAGUGGACCCGUUAUGACCAGAACAUCAGAGUCCAUGUGUUUAAGAACGGCCAGACCCAGCCUGAGGAACAGGAGAAGAUCUAUGAAGGCAGAACAAAGAUGAGAGCAGAACGUGUGACUACAGGAGACCUCAGUCUGACUCUGAAGAGACCCCAGCUGGAGGACAAUGGGGACUAUGAAUGUGUCGUCUACAGAGGAGGAGACCUGCUGCUGAAGAAAACAGUGACCCUGAAGGUCAAAGAGAGCCUGAUGGAGGAGGUGGAGGUCACAGAAGGAGAAGAUGUUGUCCAUCUGCCUUUUAAAACAUUAGCUAACCUGCCUCAAGAUGCUAAAGUGGUUUGGAGCCACACGGAUAAACCUGACAAAGUACACCAGUACCAGAAUGGUCAGAACCAGUUAGAGAGACAGAACCGUGAGUACCAGGACCGGACAGCCAUGAAUCCUGAUGCUCUGCAGACUGGAGACCUGACCCUCACUCUGAAGGAUCCCAGACUGGGAGACAGCGGCAUCUAUAUCUGUAUCGUCUAUGACAAUGAUGGAAAAAUACUGAGACGGAAAGUAGUGACGCUCACUGUGAGAGUCUACAAGGUGGAAAAGGUUUCUGUUGACGAAGGAAAGAGGUCUGUCGUUCUUCCCUUUCAUGCAACACCCUCCCUCCUCUCUGAGAGCAUCACUGUGGAGUGGAGACUCUCAGAUGUAGAAGACACGAUGCUCUACAAAUAUCAGAGAGGCCAUCACAUACCAGCAGAGGACCAGGUUUAUGGAGGCCACACAGAGAUGAAUAAAGAUCCAUUAACCACUGGAGACCUCAGUCUGACCAUCAGGGACCUCCGUCUGACUGACGGUGUUUAUACCUGCACCAUCUAUGAUGAGAAUGAAGAGAGGCUGCAGCAGAAGGUGGUGGUCCUCAUAGUCAGAGAUUUACAAAUGGAGAUUGUGGAGGUACCAAAGAGAGAAGCAUAUGUGACACUUCCCUUUAAAAUCCAACCUCCUGAAGAAGAAGACCUAAAGAUCAGGUGGAUACAUGCUGGCUCCAAACAAUCUGAGGUCAUCACCUUUGAGAAUGGAGAACUUCAAGUUUCCCAAUAUAGCAAGCUUUAUCGCCGUCACAUUAAGAUGGAUAAAGACCUGCUGAGUUCUGGAGACCUCAGUCUGAUCCUGAAGCAUCCUGGUUAUAAGGACAAUGGCCUCUACAAAUGUACCGUCUACAGUGGCCAGAAGAUCCAGCAGGAGAAAAUGGUGACGCUCAGCGUUAAAGAUCCUCUGGACAGCAGCUUCUUGGAACGACUUCAGUCCCACAGGAGGAGCAGGAGACCAGCCGCUUCAUCUCUGGAGUAA